Glycine soja is the source of this 1738-nucleotide messenger RNA. RefSeq names its product probable transcription factor KAN4. The coding region runs from base 416 to 1411 and encodes 331 amino acids. Gene Ontology annotation, biological process: regulation of DNA-templated transcription; abaxial cell fate specification. Lineage: Eukaryota; Viridiplantae; Streptophyta; Magnoliopsida; Fabales; Fabaceae. Gene Ontology annotation, cellular component: nucleus. The record is from RefSeq and is a predicted model, not a curated record. The transcript is spliced from 6 exons. Gene Ontology annotation, molecular function: transcription cis-regulatory region binding.
UAUAACCUCCUCACCAAAUCAUAAGCCAGUCAUGACAAAAACACAUCCAUAUAUAUAUAAGAUAAAACACUAGCUUUUUAUUUAAGGACUACUAGUAUCCUCUACAAAAACAUAAUUCAAUUCGAACUAGAUAGAAUCCCUAUAUCUAAUACAGUUGCAUCUCGAAACCACUAACCCUGCGAAAGUGAGUGUUUCUCUAGCUUUCUUUUUAAUCAGCUCUUUCAAUCAUUCAUUUCAUUUUCUUUUUCAUAAAUCGCUCAGCUCCACCUACUUUCCAUGUCUUACUAUAUUUGCUUGACUAUGUCAUAUCCACACCCUUGAUUAAACUCUCAUUCUUUUCCUCUCUUAUGUAUAUUGUACCACCGAAUGCACUGGUCACUUCUGUAACUGAUCCAGAUCUCUAGCUACAAUCCCCAUGUACACUACUUCGCAUACAGAAAUGCCAACCUUUGCACCCUUGCCAGAGCCAGAUCUCUCCUUAAACAUAAGCCCACCCUUCACUUCAGAUUCUGACGCCAAAAAAGUGGAAAUAAGCUGCAACGGAUUAUUAACAUUAACUACAAAAACGCUUUACAACGAUAUGUGCUCAACCUCGGAUUCUGGUAGCAGUGGAAGCGAUUUAAGCCACGAAAAUGGUUUUUUCGGCCACACGGACACUGCCUACAACCUUGGCCAUCAUGAACCGACAUUGAGCUUAGGCAUCGAAACGACAAAUUCGAAUCCUUAUCCUGUCCAACAAGGAGCACUCUCGAGAAACAACUUCAGUCACUUCCACAACUACCAACCUCACAGCAAUACUCUGGAUUUCAAGCGAAAUGCUAGAGUCAUUCAUGGCGUGAAAAGAAACGCCAGAGCUCCUAGAAUGCGAUGGACUACGACCCUCCAUGCUCAUUUUGUUCAUGCGGUUCAGCUUCUUGGUGGUCAUGAAAGGGCAACUCCGAAGUCAGUGUUAGAGUUGAUGAAUGUUAAAGAUCUAACUCUAUCUCACGUGAAGAGUCACUUGCAGAUGUAUAGAACAGUGAAGAGCUCUGACAAAGGCAGCGCAGGAUAUGGGCAGACAGGUAUAGGGUUGAGCCAAAAGCCAGGAAUUGUCGAUCUGUAUGGAGUCUUAGCUUGUGAGAGAGCCAAUUUGCCACAGCCGCUGCUAAAAUCCCAAAGGGCGUCAUGGCAAUCAUCAAUAGAGACAAAUUCAAUAAAUUAUACACAGAACCCCAUAAUCAAUUCGAUGUAUUCUCAUCUCAAAGGAAACCAAACCAUGGUGGGUGGACAGCAUUAUGAAUGUCUGUCAAAUUGCAUGAAGGAGAAAUUGGAUUCUUGCUCUUUGUCACGUUCCGAUAUGACGCUUGACCUAGAAUUUACCCUUGGAAGGUCCACUAGUUGCAAACAGACCACGCUGAAUCAAGAGAAUUAACUCUUCUCAACAUAUUGUAACCCUUUUUCUUUGUCACUUAAGCACUCCUCCUACAUUAUAUGGAGGAAGAGAGCAACUAUAUAUUCGUAUGAAUGAUUUUUUAUCCAUGAUAUAUAUAUAUAUAUUUAUAUAUUUAUUAGUUUUGUCUAACUAUAAAAAGAGAUGUGAGAAGAGGAUAAAUCUUUGCUAGGAAACAUUGGCUUCUGUCCAAAGAAUUCAGAAUAUGUCUUUGAAGUCAUUUUCAGUGCAAAGAAUAGAAGAAAUUAAAUAUAAUUGCUCUUUCAGAUAAUGGACCAUAUGUUGUAAUUGUUCAGAAGAGGACCCAUG